This is a messenger RNA of Chrysoperla carnea, 1012 nucleotides long. It is a transcript of the gene cyp33, whose product is annotated as peptidyl-prolyl cis-trans isomerase E. The transcript is spliced from 5 exons. The coding region runs from base 285 to 995 and encodes 236 amino acids. Gene Ontology annotation, molecular function: RNA binding; peptidyl-prolyl cis-trans isomerase activity. Lineage: Eukaryota; Metazoa; Arthropoda; Insecta; Neuroptera; Chrysopidae. The record is from RefSeq and is a predicted model, not a curated record. Gene Ontology annotation, cellular component: intracellular membrane-bounded organelle. Gene Ontology annotation, biological process: protein peptidyl-prolyl isomerization; protein folding.
GUUUUUUUAUUAAUUGAACUCGAUGACCUUUGAAAUAACUAAAAUGUCUAUUUACACCUUUACGUUUCUAAAUAGUGGGGUUAUGUGUGCUUCUGAACACGAACGUAUUUAGACGUUUUAAUCUAGCUGAGGAAGUCGAUGAAAAAAUAUUAAAUGCAACUUUUAUUCCGUUUGGUGAUAUUGUAGAUGUUCAAAUACCUUUAGACUAUGAAAGUGAAAAACAUCGAGGAUUUGCGUUCAUUGAAUUUGAAAAUGCUGAAGAUGCGGCGGCUGCUAUUGAUAAUAUGAAUGAUUCAGAAUUAUUUGGACGAACAAUUCGAGUGAAUAUUGCAAAACCACAGAAAGUUAAAGAAGGUUCAACGAGACCAGUAUGGGCUGAAGAUGUUUGGCUACAACAGCAUGCCGGCGAAACUCUAGAAGUAAAUGAUGAAAAUAAAGAAACGGCUCCAUCCAAUAAUGAAACCCAAAACGAUACAUCCACGGAAUCAACACAAAAAGUAAAAAAUCCUCAAGUGUAUUUCGAUAUUAAAAUUGGCAAUCAAGAUGUAGGUAGGAUUACCAUGAUGCUACGUGCCGAUAUUGUCCCGAAAACAGCAGAGAAUUUCCGUGCACUUUGUACACAUGAAAAAGGUUUUGGAUAUCAAGGAAGUAUAUUUCAUAGAAUAAUUCCUGACUUUAUGUGUCAAGGGGGUGAUUUCACAAAACAUGAUGGUACUGGUGGAAAAUCGAUUUACGGACGAAAAUUCGCAGAUGAAAAUUUUAUUUUAAAACAUACCGGAGCAGGAACAUUAUCUAUGGCAAACUCAGGCGCAAAUACAAAUGGAUCGCAAUUCUUUUUAUGUACAGCAAAAACCGAUUGGCUUGAUGGAAAACAUGUGGUGUUUGGGCAUGUUAUAGGUGGUUUAGAUGUUUUACAAAAAAUGGAAAAAUGUGGAACAAAAAGUGGUACAACAAAGGAAAAAGUUAUGAUUGCGGCUUGUGGAGAAUUACAAUAAAAUUGUUUUGAAUUAUA